GUGUUUGUUUGAGGAGAUGACGUCACCGCCAGCUGAUCGAGGCAUUGAAGCGUGUGGCAGUCAAGGUGGUGGACUGUUGUCAGGAUCAUCGCAGCCCUCAACAAGAACAAGGUGGUGGAAUGCUGCUAGCUGCUUUUGAAUUCAUGUGAGAAUGAAAACCUGAGGCAUCUCUUCCGAACAUUUCUUUGUUUAGUGUACAAGACAUCAGCUGAACAUCCGUACCAUGGCUGCCUUGGAUAGAGAUGUGUAUGUCCCUCGAAUAUCUCAGCUGGAUGCAAUGUUUCUUGACAGUGAAGUGUAUUCUUUGAUAAAGUCUCAACUUAUGAAAUGUGUAAGGUAUUUUGGACAUGGUUUUGUGACAAGAAUGGAACCAGAAGUUGAUGCAGCACUUAAAUACAUAAUUUUGAAAUAUACUGUUCAAAAGACAAGGGGGUCAGUUGGCCAGCAGUUGCUACAAGUUAAUUAUCAAGAGGGAGUCUCUUAUAGGAAAUUAAGUAACUAUAUUAAUGUGAUAGUAUUGGUAAACUGGCUGAAGGAAAGAAGUAGCCUUAUAACUUCAAUUUUUUCAUGUAAAGAUAAUGUUAGAAAAACAGUGAGUGAGUGCAUUGGUGUUUUAGAAAUAGCUUUUCAGGUUAUACAUGUCAUGAAUCUAUUGGCAUUCCUACACAGAGGAUUGUACCCUACUGUUCCAGAGAGACUCUUUGGGCUCAGGCACGUUCCUUCUAUCCCAAAUACUUCUCGGAGAAUAUCUUAUGCUUAUUUCACAAGGGAGUUGCUUUGGCACGGAUUUGCUGAGUUGCUUGGAUUUAUUUUACCGUUAAUCAACAUACAGUAUUUCCAUAAUGCUAUCAAAAAGUUUUUACCCAGCCUUAAUGAAGAUCAAAAUGACACCACUCAAGAAACUGAUGUAAAUUUUAUCCAUGGUACAACUUGUGUUAUCUGCAACAAGUCACCUGUGCUCCCACAUGGGUUUGGAUGCCAACAUAUAGCAUGCUACUUCUGCAUUUACUCCAGCUAUGCUACGGGUCCCACAUUCACAUGCCCACUGUGUAACCAUCAGAUUGAGAGUAAAGUUCAAAUUGUACCUGCAAAUAUGUCAUAACCAGCUGACAUAUUGUACCUCCACAAUAGGAGCGCCACUGCCAUCUUAUGUACAGGGCUGGUACCAUCUUGUUGUUGGUAGCUUGGCACAAGGGGCUCUAUUCUCCACUGCUUGUUCCUGCACUUUCCCUCCUUACAUGAUGAAGUUUGGGGAGGGUGAUGGAAUCACAUGUGCCUUUGUCAGUAUAUUUGGUAGUGUGUGUGGAAUGCCCCUUGAUUCAUGACUUAGUGAAUGAUUUUACCUACCAAUGGGGAAGUUAGCCAACAUUUAUAUGACACCUACAUGAAUGAUGUGCAUCAGCCAUAAACCAGUAAUUCUCUGUCAUGUGGAUGAGGAGAAAAAAGAGGUGGAGAUAGAAAGACUGGGAUUCUUGAGGGCCCUGGUGAUCCAGAAGAUAUGUGCGUGUGUUCACAAAGUGCGAUGAAGUCAAAGUAUAGUCAGCCAAGGAGAAGUGUCCAGAUAUUGUGUCCACAUGGUAGAGUACAUACCUAAUACAGUAUAUGGUACAAUAAGUCUUUCUAAUUUUCAACAUAUUUGAAUAUAUCUGAUGUGUAAGGGCAGUACUGUUUGAGCUCUAGUAUUAAAAAAAGCUUUUAAAUGAUUAUACAUGUAUUUUUUUAUUAUAACUAUAUAUUCAGUGAUUUAUAUUAUUACAUAAUGAAAUAUAUUUCUUUACCAGAAAAGACACAGGAGUGAUUUGCAUUAUGCAGUGUUGUUUUAGGAGGGGGAUUGGAUAUAUAGAUCAGGUAUUUAUUUUCUGAUAAAGGUUCUAACAAAAA
Scylla paramamosain (green mud crab) is the source of this 1881-nucleotide messenger RNA. RefSeq names its product peroxisome biogenesis factor 2-like (gene Pex2). The record is from RefSeq and is a predicted model, not a curated record. Gene Ontology annotation, molecular function: zinc ion binding. The transcript is spliced from 2 exons. Lineage: Eukaryota; Metazoa; Arthropoda; Malacostraca; Decapoda; Portunidae. Gene Ontology annotation, cellular component: peroxisomal membrane. The coding region runs from base 224 to 1102 and encodes 292 amino acids. Gene Ontology annotation, biological process: protein import into peroxisome matrix.